UCUAUAAAUCAAAUAACCCUAGAGCCUCUUCUUCCUCACAAUUCAGAUUCCAGUUUCUUCAAAACCUAAAAAUCAAAACCUUCUCUCUAAUCUCUCUCAAUCGUGAUCAAGAUGCAGAUCUUUGUUAAAACUCUCACCGGAAAGACAAUCACCCUCGAGGUGGAAAGCUCUGACACCAUCGACAACGUUAAGGCCAAGAUCCAGGAUAAGGAAGGCAUUCCUCCGGAUCAGCAGAGGCUUAUCUUCGCCGGAAAGCAGUUGGAGGAUGGUCGUACCUUGGCCGAUUACAACAUCCAGAAGGAAUCCACUCUCCACUUGGUCCUCAGGCUUCGUGGUGGUAUGCAAAUCUUCGUCAAAACCCUUACCGGAAAGACGAUUACGCUUGAGGUGGAGAGUUCUGACACCAUCGACAACGUGAAGGCCAAGAUCCAAGAUAAGGAGGGUAUCCCACCGGACCAGCAGAGGUUGAUAUUCGCUGGAAAGCAACUCGAGGACGGUAGAACCUUGGCUGACUACAACAUCCAGAAGGAGUCAACCCUUCAUCUUGUUCUCAGGCUUCGUGGAGGUAUGCAAAUCUUCGUGUAGACUCUCACCGGAAAGACCAUUACUUUGGAAGUGGAGAGCUCUGACACCAUUGACAACGUGAAAGCCAAGAUUCAAGACAAGGAGGGUAUCCCACCAGAUCAGCAGAGGUUGAUCUUCGCUGGAAAGCAAUUGGAGGAUGGUCGUACCUUGGCCGAUUACAACAUUCAGAAGGAGUCAACCCUUCACUUGGUCUUGCGUCUCCGUGGAGGUAUGCAGAUCUUCGUUAAGACUCUUACCGGAAAGACGAUUACUUUGGAGGUGGAGAGCUCUGACACCAUUGACAACGUCAAGGCUAAGAUCCAGGAUAAGGAAGGUAUCCCUCCGGACCAGCAGAGGUUGAUCUUCGCCGGAAAGCAGUUGGAGGAUGGUCGUACCUUGGCGGAUUACAACAUUCAGAAGGAGUCAACCCUUCACUUGGUAUUGCGUCUACGUGGAGGUAUGCAGAUCUUCGUCAAGACUCUCACCGGAAAGACCAUUACUUUGGAAGUUGAGAGCUCCGACACCAUUGACAACGUGAAGGCUAAGAUCCAGGACAAGGAAGGUAUCCCUCCGGACCAGCAGCGUCUCAUCUUCGCUGGCAAACAGCUUGAGGAUGGUCGCACAUUGGCUGACUACAACAUCCAGAAGGAGUCGACCCUUCACUUGGUGCUAAGGCUUCGUGGUGGUAUGCAGAUCUUCGUCAAGACUUUGACCGGGAAGACCAUCACACUGGAGGUUGAGAGCUCCGACACCAUUGACAAUGUGAAGGCUAAGAUCCAGGACAAGGAAGGUAUUCCUCCGGACCAGCAGCGUCUCAUCUUCGCUGGUAAGCAGCUUGAGGAUGGACGUACAUUGGCUGACUACAACAUCCAGAAGGAGUCUACUCUUCACUUGGUCCUUCGUCUCCGUGGUGGUUUCUAAAAUGUCUCUUGUCGUUUCAGAAGAAGUUCCUUGUUCGUUCCUUUUAAAAACUAAGUGCUUUGUGUUUUGGGGUAUUAUAAAGCCCCCAGUUAAAUAAUUGUCUCUUUCAAAUAUCAAAUCGAACUUCUCUAUUGAAAUCUUUCUACUCA
Messenger RNA from Camelina sativa (false flax), 1634 nucleotides. Its product is annotated as polyubiquitin. Lineage: Eukaryota; Viridiplantae; Streptophyta; Magnoliopsida; Brassicales; Brassicaceae. Gene Ontology annotation, molecular function: protein binding. The record is from RefSeq and is a predicted model, not a curated record.